AGGAAUGGAGUAUGAUUGGAUGCCGCUGAUGGAGUAAAAGACCAAAGCAGCUUGUGAAUUUUCUUAGUUGUCAUGGGCCCUUGGGGGUCGAUCCAGUGGCACCACUGACUCUCACAGAACAGAGCCGAGGACACAUGGAGGAACAACAACAAAAGAAAUAAACACAAGUGACGAGAAGUAGCUACGGACAACAAGGCUUUUAUAAGGAACUCUGCAAGAGAGACGGAGCGCGAGAGGCACACGGAGAGACACUCAACUGUGUCUCAGUGGCAUCAGACAGCCGAGACGCCGACCAACGAGAUCCAUCAAUACGUCCGUCCAUCCCUCCAUCCAUCCAUCUACCCAUCAUCUGUCCAGCCGGGCAGGAAAACCCAGAAAAAAAUGAAGAGACCUCACGACUACAGCUCACCAGACACAGACACAGAUGAGUUCAUUGACGUGGGACAAGAAGACGGCUACGGACCGGUCUCUGGGUCCAUGUCUCCGGGCAGCGCCUCGCAGAUUCUUGCCCGAAAGAAGAGAAGAGGGAUCAUAGAGAAGAGGCGCCGGGAUCGGAUCAACCACAGCUUGUCAGAGCUACGCAGGCUGGUGCCCAGUGCCUUUGAGAAACAGGGGUCCUCUAAGUUAGAGAAAGCAGAGAUUCUGCAGAUGACAGUGGACCAUCUCAAACUGCUGCAUGCCAUGGGAGGGAAAGGAUAUUUUGAUGCGAGGGCUCUGGCUAUUGACUACCGAACCCUGGGCUUCAGGGAGUGUGUCGGAGAGGUGGUGCGGUACCUGACCACGCUGGAGGGAGACGCCCCGGACCCUGUAGGAGCUCGUCUUGUUUCCCAUCUCUCCCACUGCGCGAGUGAGCUCGACCCUCUCCUCCUCCAGUCGCCCCCUGCCCUGCCCUUCCCUCCGUGGCCGUGGGCCUCCUUCCCCCAGUUAGCUCCCGCCUCCACAGCCCCCUCCUCCACUCCUUUCUCCGGUGGGCAGAGAGAGCUUGCCCUACUAGGGAGCUACCCGUCACACGCCUCCCUCCGCCUCACCCCCCUGGCAGGCUGCCAGCAAGUUGCACCGGCUCUCCUUGCGCCGACAGCUCUGGCCUCCGUCCACAGGCUGCCCUCCCUCGCAGCCUCACCGGCGCUGGCUUCAUCCAGACCCAGCCAGCCGUCCCCUCGCGGCACCACCAGAGCCUCACCUAUACCUCUUCCCACUCAUUCCUCCUCCUGUCCAUCUACCUCCUCUUCUACUUCAUCAUCUUCUGCCGCUCCGCAAGUCUCUUUCCGGCCUUUUGCGCCUCUGGGGUCUCCCCCAACCCAGCGCAGGGGCUUGAACGGAUCAGCCAAAGCAGCCUCGGGAUGGGGGACUGAGAUUGGAGCUUUCUGAUGAUCAACUGCAAUUUUUCUCUCCAAACAAACUCCACACAGCGGACAUGGACCUCACAUUUGCACUAUUCAGCAAAUACGAAACCCUGCGGGAAAGACACAUUGAACCUUUAAUCAUCGUCUCUGGUUUUGAGGGACACUAAAAGCCAUAUCAGAGAGUGGGAGAAGUUUCACAUCAUCACAAUCACAUAUGGUGGAACAACAAAAUAAUAAGAAUGAGUAGCUAGAUAAUUCACAUUCUUGCCUGAAAAAAAAAACACACAGAGCCAUAUAUGCAACAUUACAGGCAACAGAGAGGUUGAGUUGUUACUGAUCUUUGAACUGUGAUUUUUUUUUUUUUCUAAAUCAUUUAUACAUUUGAUUACAUUUUCCACUUCUGAAGAAUGUCUGACAAAAACAUCUAUAAAAACUAAGUGCCUUUGA
This is a messenger RNA of Cololabis saira (Pacific saury), 1790 nucleotides long. It is a transcript of the gene heyl, whose product is annotated as hes related family bHLH transcription factor with YRPW motif like. The coding region runs from base 382 to 1368 and encodes 328 amino acids. Gene Ontology annotation, biological process: regulation of transcription by RNA polymerase II; anterior/posterior pattern specification; regulation of neurogenesis. The record is from RefSeq and is a predicted model, not a curated record. Gene Ontology annotation, molecular function: protein dimerization activity; RNA polymerase II cis-regulatory region sequence-specific DNA binding; DNA-binding transcription factor activity, RNA polymerase II-specific. The transcript is spliced from 5 exons. NCBI's taxonomy places the organism in Eukaryota, Metazoa, Chordata, Actinopteri, Beloniformes, Belonidae. Gene Ontology annotation, cellular component: nucleus.